Messenger RNA from Kockovaella imperatae, 1047 nucleotides. Its product is annotated as short chain dehydrogenase. The record is from RefSeq and is a predicted model, not a curated record. NCBI's taxonomy places the organism in Eukaryota, Fungi, Basidiomycota, Tremellomycetes, Tremellales, Cuniculitremaceae. Bases 49 to 825 code for a protein of 258 amino acids. Gene Ontology annotation, molecular function: oxidoreductase activity. The transcript has a single exon.
UGCAUCUAUACAUUCGACCUCUUCUGUCGUCCAUCGCACGAGGACACGAUGCUCUCUAUUGCCGUCGUCACUGGAGCGGCCGGAGGUCUCGGUCGAGCGAUCUCACUGGAGCUGAGCAAAAAAUACCACGUCGCUCUGCUGGAUCUCGAGCAAUCUCGCUUGGAUAUCGUGGCUGAAGAGAUCGGUAAGGACAAGACGAGUACGUGGAUCUGCGAUAUUACAUGUCCAGAACAAGUUGAGCGAGUCUCCAAGGAGAUAAUUGAGCUUGGACGUGUCAAAUGUCUGGUCAAUAAUGCUGGACACGCGGACAAGGAUACCCUACACGAGACGACUCCUUCUAGCUGGCGAUCCGAGGUGGCUUUGAAUCUGGACGCCUCCUUCACGGUCUUUCAUUCGUUCGAGUCUUCUUUCAGGGAUCAUCCGACAGACGUCAAUAUCAUCAAUAUCGCCUCUGUCAAUGGUGUCAUGAGCUGUGUCGGCAAUCCAGCUUAUAGCGCCGCAAAAGCUGGUCUGAUAUCCCUCACAAAGAGCAUGGCGAUUGAAUUGGGAGGACUAGGCAUCAGAGCAAACGCAAUCUUACCUGGGACAGUCAUCACGGGUGCAUGGACAGAGAGACUCAAGGUCAACCCGAAAGCCAUGGACGACAUUAUCAAAUGGUACCCUUUAAAGAGGAGGAUCGUCCCGGAGGAUAUCGCCAAAGCAGUGGCUUUCUUGGACACUUCACCCGCCAUCACCGGGAUUUGUCUGCCUGUCGACGCGGGCUUGACAGCUGGAUCGACCCCGAUAGCGGCUGCCAUCACGCACAGUCCGUUGUUCGACGCCUGAAAGGGUCGUGUCUGUGAGCAAGCAGCAAUGAGAGGCCUCAGUCGGUUUGCUGGAUAAUCUCUGGAUCGCGUUCGAAUCCGAGCCAGGAUCAAACGGAAGUCUGCACUGUUGAUACAGAGUACUUAUCGUGGACGAGCACGACGAGAUGACAUCUGACGACGACGUCUCAUUCGUCAAACGUGUGUCGACUACAGUUUGCAAGCACACAGUCCCAUCAAUUAA